This is a messenger RNA of Cornus florida, 3396 nucleotides long. RefSeq names its product NAC domain-containing protein 48-like. NCBI's taxonomy places the organism in Eukaryota, Viridiplantae, Streptophyta, Magnoliopsida, Cornales, Cornaceae. Gene Ontology annotation, molecular function: DNA binding. The transcript has a single exon. Bases 2210 to 2962 code for a protein of 250 amino acids. The record is from RefSeq and is a predicted model, not a curated record. Gene Ontology annotation, biological process: regulation of DNA-templated transcription; system development.
UACUCUCCAUACCACAUAUAUCCAUGGGAAGGAGGAGAACAAUUUUUUUUUUUUUUUUUUUUUUUUUUUUUCUAGAAGUAAAAUUGUAAUUGAAGGGCUCUACCCUCCGCUCUGUCCACAAGCACCACCAAACACACAAUGGUGCCACUGCCUCCCUCCAAAAGUCGCGGGCUUGGGAACCCAAUGAACAACCUCUCCAAGCCUCAAUCAUACCCCUUGGAGACGGGCGCAUAACCCACCGAAUCCUUUAACAUAACAAAAAGUAAGCCUUUCAAAUUUGGUGAAGCUUCUGUGUUACUGUACCUAACACCAUGUUUUGGCGUUUGUUAUUCGAUAGAAUAUUGAAAAUUUGAUGCUAUUAUGUUGUAGGGUUUGAGUUUUUAUUGGUCUGGCAGCUAAAAACAUACCCUCAGUCGACAAGCAUAAUUUUGUACAUAUAACGUAGGUUAUUGCAUUUUCACUUCUUACGUUACUAAGUAUAUCCAUACCAGCAAUUUCUUUUAGGUGGUUCCUUAUCUCCUUUAUUACUGAGAAAACAGGAUUUUUGUUUCAUCCUUUAUUACCGAGAAAACUGGACUAAAAUAUUUAGUUGGGUUUUGAUGACAUAUGGGAGACAGAUUCACUGAAUUGAGGUUUAAACCUCAGAUAUAAUGGCAUGUUUUUACCCUCUUAUUCCAAAGUAAUACUCAUUUGUUUCGUGUUUUUUUCUUUCUUCUGGUUUCUCCUUUUUUAGGGAGUGAUGUAACUUUGUUGAAUGUAUAAUAAAGAUAUUUUCUCAUGGGAUCCCUUGCACAUAAAUAACCAUUCCCUGUUGGUUUCUGCUAUCUGUUUAUGAGCUUUGUGUGUAUGCAGAAGAAGGUAGUGCAAAAUGACAUAUAUUUCAUGUUUAGUGCAGAUCAUAUGUUUAAUGGGAUCCAGUGAGUUUAUUCAGAAGGAUUUGUAAGGAAUUGUUGAAAAAAUAAAUGGCAUUUAGAUUUUUUACAGAAUGAAAUAAUUUAGUAGACACAAAGAAAGAUAAAUGUGAUAGUAUAUUGAUCCCAGAGAGAAAAUCUCCUUGCCCAAGGCCUCUAGUUUCACCUCACCAUUGAUGAUCACGGAAAAUUCUAGAAUGCUCUAGAAUGCCCCGGGGUACAGGCGCAUAUUUUUUUGUGAUAUUUGAAAAAUCAAAUUUCGUACAGACUCCUAUAUAUAACCAAACAAUUUGUUGAGAUAUUUAAAAAAAUCAAAUAAGCCAUUUAAUAAAAAUUUUAAUUUAAUAAUUAAAUAAGGAUAUGUCAUAUUAGCAAGUUAAAACAAAUUAUAUUGGUAAUUAGAAUUUAAAUCCCUAAUUUUAACAAUUUAAGGAUAAGUAUAUUAAUUAACAAAUUUAGAUGUAGUAUUAGUUGCCUUUCUUGUAAUUGUAAUCCUAAAUUCCCAAUUCACCAAGAAGUUGAAUACCAAUUGUAAAUAUUGAAAUCUAACCCCUUUCUUUUCUUGCAAGUUUUCCAAAGGAACCCUAUUUAAGAGCCGCAUCCACUUUCCAUUCCGCCUCAAUCUCCAUCGCCGUCUUCUGUAUUUCCUUCCAUUCCAGAGCUGUCUGCCUCAAUCACUCUGGUAUCGUAAGCUCCUUCAAGAAAUUUGGCUUUUACUCUGAUGCUUUCCAAGCCCCAUUCUGUUUUUGCAAGUCUUCCAGAGGAAACAGACAACAAACCCCAUCCACUUUCCAUAACAGACCCAUCACUGCCAAUCAUCACCGGUUUCCUCUGACCGUGCCGUCAAUCAGCCGAGAUCAACAUUUUCAUUGGUCUCGGUUCAUCCCUGCUGCUCAUCGCCGGUCAUUACUGCUACGGAAUAGACCCACUUCUCCCCGGGUUGUUCUUUUUGCCGCCUUGAAGCACUGACCGGUUCAAGUUCGAGGUCGCCGUUUUCAUUCAGCCGGCCACUCUUGCUCUGUUAUCGUCGGCAGUUCCGGGCUCAUCAUUAUUCUCUGCCGCAGGUGUAAUCACUACUAUUCUGAACGAGUACAAAGCUCGCCGAAAUAGCGACUCUGAUAAUCGCCAUCGUUCGUUGGCGUAAUCAACUGCCGGUGUCUUUGCCACUGUCACUUUCUCGCCGGUGGGCUCUUCCUUGCUGUCGCCAGUUCUGUUAUUGAUUCCAUUCUUGCUGCUUCUUCUGUAAUUGGAAGUGUUCCAUUUUUUUUUCAAUUAAUUCCUCUAUUUCCGAUCACGUGAUGUUUUUAAUUCCGCUAGGAUUUCACUUCGACCCCACAAAAGUUGAAAUCAUCCAUUACCUGAGCAGAAAAGUGAAGGGAGAGAGCAUGCCUGAGGGUAUAAUAUUGGACAUUGAUCUUUACGACAAAGCUCCGUGGGACAUAUUAAAAAAGGAAGAUCCGUGGCAUACGAGUAGCAAGAAUAAUUGUCAAUUUAUUAUCUAUGUCUUUACCAAGUUGAAGAAAAUUGGCAAUAAGAAGAGAGUUGUAAGGAGAGCCGGGUGUGGGACUUGGAAUGGCCAAAACAAGCCCAAGGAAAUUUAUAAUAAACAUAAACAACUUAUUGGUUCUAAGAAAAUGUUGGCUUUUGAAGCAAAUAUCAAGAAAGAUGAGUGGUCGGUCAUGCCAGGAGGUCAUUGGACUAUGCAUGAGUAUUCGUUGGGCGGUGUGAGUUUGGAUGGGCUAGAAGAAGGUAAUGAUCAAGAUUAUGUUAUUUGUAAGAUCAAAAGAGAUGACUCCAAAUUUUUGAGGAGAGCACCAAAGCAUGCUGGUGAGGUAUCCAAAGAAGAAAGCCCUAGUCAAAAGAAGAAGAUGCGGUAUGAUCAUGAUGAGGCCUCUGCAAGUACUCCUCCACAAAAGACUCCGCUUGCAACGUCUUCCGAUUUUCAGCCUCUCCCAGCAUAUUAUGAUGAGACUACAAGACUCUUUGAUAUGCCUAACAUCAACUGUUGUGGUACAAUAGAAGGCUUGCACCAAAUAGACUCAUUUUUUUGACAAUUUUGAUGCAACGUCUUCCGAUAUUCAGCCAUUGCUGCCACCACAUGAUGAUGAUAUCAGUACAAUGAACUCUUGUGAUACAGUACAAGACCAAGACCUGCAGCAGAUUGAGUCAUUUUUUGACGACUUUACUUAUCAAAAAAAAAAAAAAAAAUUUUUUUUUUUGACGACUUAGAUUUCGAAACUGAUUUCUUUGAUUCAGGGAUGGAGGCACGCAUUAAGGCUUGCAUUAAGGAUUUUUCUGAAAGUCUUAAGACAGAUGAGCUUGUAUGUGUAGUUACUAGUUCUUCCUUUUGUUCAUUGCUUUUUGUACACGUGAAUGAUUGUUUUCUCUGUAUGUGCCUAUGUGCCUCUUAGAUGUAUUUUCGAAUUUCCUUUUUCUGGAUUGGUGAGUUUUUGAAGCCAAUAUUAAAUUCUGAAUGAUGUCUUGU